ACACGUCGGCGGUGCGGUGGGUGCAGCAGCCGGCGCUUACCCGUUGCUCUGACGUUAACAGCUCCCUCCUGUCCUUGUCACAACCAGCGCAAGGCCUUGGUGAAGGGUUGGGGGAUUAAGCUGUUGUUGGCCUGCUGUAUCCCUGCAUUGACAGCCACCUUGGGGAACCGCACAAAUUCAAGAGAGAGUGGGCCAGCGUGAUGCGAUGUAUAGCAGUUUUCGUUGGCAUUAAUCAUGCAAGUGCUAAACUAGAUUUUGCAAACAAUGUCCAGCUGUCCUUGACUCUAGCAGCCUUAUCACUGGGUCUUUGGUGGACGUUUGAUCGUUCAAGAAGUGGUCUCGGACUUGGAAUAACAAUAGCCUUUGUAGCAACUCUGAUAACCCAGUUUCUUGUAUAUAAUGGUGUUUAUCAGUAUACAUCCCCAGAUUUUCUUUACAUCCGUUCUUGGCUUCCAUGUAUAUUUUUCUCAGGAGGUGUGACUGUAGGAAACAUAGGACGCCAACUGGCUAUGGGUAUUCCAGAGAAACCACACAAUGACUAAAUCUUUGAAGAAGAGAACACGGUGCCAGUGUGAAAGCAACGUUACGAAGAUACGUUCCUGGUUUAAAUUGAAGAUUAUUUAGAAAAAAUAAUCUCUUUAUGGGCUCACUGCACAAAUGACUUGUGGAAAAAAUAUUAAUCCACUCUUAGAAUAGCCAAGUGAAAUUAACUGCUUAUCUUGAAAUCUUACCCUGAUUUACCGCAUAAGCAUUUGGGUAUGGCUGUUCUCUGGAAGAGUUUAACACCAAGUUGCAUACAACUGUUCAGGCUAAGUGGCAGUUUUCCAAGUAUUAGAUUCCAGUGUAAGUUAUUGAAGCAGCUGCCGUAUUUUAAAGCCUUGAAACUGAAAUUUAAUUACAAGCUCUUGUAUCAGUGCCCAAAGGAAGUAGAUCGAUGGUGCUUAACAAUGAUGAAGUAUGGUUUAAUAGGAAUAGUAUUUAUCCAAAUCUUUAAAAAAUAGGGUUAUUUAAAAAUAAGAGUGAUCGAAACAGAUUAAAGGCAUUGCACUAAUGCUUUUAGGAGUCUUAUGAAGGAAUUGUGCCCUUACUUGUAAUGCUGCAUUAAGUUUCUGUCUUUGAGGGUGGAGAGGGUUGGAGGGACAAAAGGUUGGAAGUCACUUAGUUUGGAAUUUCUAAAUUACUUCAGUACGAUAGGUGAACACUGGAGACAAUCUUCUUCUAACGUGAACUUUAUCAGGAAAUUCUGACUGGAAAUUUCAUUACUUGUGAACCUUACAGUCAGAUUUGCAAGAAUCAACUCCUGGCCCCAAUUCAGUAAGAAAUUUUAAGUGUGUGUGAGUACUCCUGCUUAAUAUUAGAUGUAUGCUUCAGUAUCUCACUGAAGGAGGUCUAGAGUAUCUUAAAUGUCUGGUGUCACUGAAAAAAACGUGCAUUGCAGGCCACUGCUUGGCCACUGAGUAUGUGCCCCCAACUCCUUAGAUCUACAGUUUCCUCCUGGAGGUGUCCUCGAUCUUGCUUCUGUUUGAGUCAGGGGUUUGACUGAAAUGAUUGGAAACAGAAGCAGGCCUAAAAUGUGAUUUAAACUGUAUGUGAAGAAUAGCAAACAGCUUGUUUUCUCAGUUAAGUUUCUGAAGGAGAUCACUACUUGUUUUUUCACGACCCUAUAGGACUUGCAAUCUGUGAUUGCCUUCUUAAAAGAAAAAAAAAGUGCUUAUGUCACUACAUUAAACAUUUGGUGUUUCUUAAUACUUAGUUCUGGUGAGCACAAUGUAUUCAUUUGAUAGCUUAGACCACAGGAGACCUAAAUAGCAAGUAUUAGGUCUUAAAAGUUGAAGUGCAAUGUACAGUAAAUCUGAGCCUCAUGUUCUCUUCAAUAUCUAUCAUUUUUUAUGAGAGAUUAAAGAGAAAAAGGUUCUGAGUUCAUUUCAAUGCUGCAUGGAGUCAAAUGGAGCAAUAAUUUAUUUAACUAGUAAAGCUAGUUUUGUUGUGUCUUUCAUUGAACCCAAAUUUUUAGAAAUACUCCAAUUUUGUGGUUAUGGUGUACUUGUAAACUUUUAUGGAUUUGCCUUUUUGUAUUAUGCAAUUAUUUUUGUGUUCAUUUCCAAUCUUACAUGGCUUCAGAUAUAGUUAGAGGCAGUGGUUAAAGACAGACCCAUCAAAAAAGAUGUUGAGGCAAGGUAGCAGUGUUCUGGCUGUUUUCACUCUUCUAAGGGAAUGCUAUAACUGCUGCUUGUGCUUUUUUGUAGCAGGAAAAGUUUAGCACAAAGUGUGUAUUACAGAGUGGACCCCAAUUCUAAUCCUCCUUUGGUGUAAAUCAAGUGUAAUUUCAUUGGUAUAAGAUCCUUACUCAAAUGUUUAAAACCUAAAUAAUCCCAUUUUAUAGGAUUACUUGAAGAAAUUAGGUCCUCGGAUCGGGACUGGAUCAGCUCAGCUGUUUUAAGUAUGCUACCUGCUGGGGAGACAGUUUUGUAAUCAUCUUGAAACCAAUUUCAAAACGCUAUAAAACCAGAUGUAAGUAAAGGUGACAGUGAUCUCUACAGCUGUUUGAUUGAUAGAGAAGUAUUUAAGAUUUAUUUGUAAAGACUGAAAAUAAGUCUGUAUGUGUUAGAAAUAAUGCAGCCAAAAAUGUAAGUCAAAAGUUCAUUUUUUGCCAAUACUUCUGAGUAUCUUAACCAAAGUGAUUUAAGUUUGGAAGAGGCAGGAGGGGAAUGAAGAAAAUUUGCACUAUUCUGAAUUUGAACACUUAAAAUUCUCAUUCUUACUGAUAAGUUUUCA
Egretta garzetta (little egret) is the source of this 2775-nucleotide messenger RNA. RefSeq names its product insulin induced gene 1 (gene INSIG1). Gene Ontology annotation, biological process: SREBP signaling pathway; cholesterol biosynthetic process; cellular response to insulin stimulus. Bases 201 to 542 code for a protein of 113 amino acids. The transcript is spliced from 5 exons. Gene Ontology annotation, cellular component: endoplasmic reticulum; SREBP-SCAP-Insig complex. The record is from RefSeq and is a predicted model, not a curated record. Lineage: Eukaryota; Metazoa; Chordata; Aves; Pelecaniformes; Ardeidae.